Molecule: messenger RNA, 1038 nt
Organism: Drechmeria coniospora
Lineage: Eukaryota; Fungi; Ascomycota; Sordariomycetes; Hypocreales; Ophiocordycipitaceae
Exons: 1
Coding region: 1-1038 (345 amino acids)
Biological process (GO): protein phosphorylation
Cellular component (GO): nucleus; cytoplasm
Molecular function (GO): cyclin-dependent protein serine/threonine kinase activity; ATP binding
Source: RefSeq, a predicted model, not a curated record
AUGGCGUCGCCAUACCACACCGCCGCCCCCCCCCUGAACCUGGAUUCUUCCACGCCGAUCCCUCCAGCCUCGUCCGAUCAACUGGGGAUUCGCAUAGGAAACUACACAAACUGCACACCCAUCGGCAGCGGCGUCACUUCGGAAGUCUACCGUGCAGGUCCCUACGCGCUGAAAGUCAUCGUCGCCGUCGCCAACCUGGAACCGCACAAUCCCCAUCGCGAGGCCAAAAUCUUGUCCAGCUUACGUCCACCCGUCAUACCGCUUCUCGAUGUCUUCCGUGACCACGAGCUACGUCUUGUCCUGCGGUUUCCGUACAUGCCCCUCACCCUGGCUGAUCUUCUAGAUCGGCGGGACCGGAACAAGCAUGCGCCGACCAAGGAGCUUGCUUCCAUUUUCAGGGACGUGCUGCGCGCGCUCGAGGCCAUCCACCACGAGGCCAUCAUCCAUAGGGACAUGAAACCAUCCGCCGUUCUCCUCCAGUCUCCCUCUGGUCCCGCUUUCCUCUCCGACUUUGGCACCGCCUGGCACCCCCACCUGUCGGCCUCGAGCGAGCGUCCGGACGACAAGAUUCUCGACAUCGGCACUGGGCCGUAUCGCGCGCCCGAGGUCCUUUUCGGGGACAAGGCCUACGGCACUCCCGUGGACAUGUGGGCCCUGGGCGUCAUGAUCGCCGAGGCUGUCCAGCCGCCAUCAUCCCUUCUCUUCGAGUCGCGUCCCGUCAGCGAGGACGGAAACCAGCUCGGGCUCAUCCUCAGCAUUUUCAAGACACUCGGCACUCCGACCCCCGAGACGUGGCCCGAGGCAAAGGCGCUGAAGGUUUCGCCCUUUGAACUUUGGACAGUAUUUCCGCCUCGACCAUGGCCCGAAAUACUACCCGACACCGCGCCCGUGUGGCGGGAGGCCGUUGCCGCCCUCGUGACGUUUCACGCAAGGGCCACAGCGUCCGAGGUAUGGCCCUGCUUCCUUGUUUUCUCGCCAUGCCUUGUGCUAAUUCACACAAGGCAUACCGCUUUUCGUGCUUUGCAGAAGAUGGGCUAA